Molecule: messenger RNA, 1518 nt
Organism: Mesorhabditis spiculigera
Lineage: Eukaryota; Metazoa; Nematoda; Chromadorea; Rhabditida; Rhabditidae
Source: the annotation of a GenBank genome assembly
AUGUCGGCCGUCUCUCAACUUGACGCGGCUUUUCCGACGCAGGGCGUCUACACGCAGAACACCGGUGCGCUCCACAUCGACGUGAAGCCGUUCGUGUACGGGCACAGCCCCGAAUCGAGCAGCAGCAAUGAUGCACACACCUCAUCCUCCCACACAACAGUUGAAGAAAACGACCAUGCUGAUGAGGACAUUGAUGUGAUCUCUGGAGAUGAACACACAGACAGCGGCAACAGCAGUGCCCCCUCCCCAAUUGAGGAAAAUGAAACUAAGCCGAUCAGCCAGAUAAAAGCGGAAACCGAGCUCAGCGUCGACACCCAGCAAACACCAACGAUUUCUCAGGAAGCGAAAUUUAACAGCUUCAAGGAAUUCGAGUACGCGUUCGACCUGUGGAAAGCCGUCUACCAUCACCCGUUCCGGACAGCCAGCAGCGAGACACUUCGCGAGCCGGACGGCCACGUUAACGAGAAGUUCAAAUACCGCUACAUCGUCUUCCACUGUGCCCACUAUGGACAGCCAAGGAUGCGAGGCGUCGGCAAGCGGCCCAACCAGAACUAUCUGCCGUGCGGGUGCAAAGCCAUGCUCAGGCUCAACUAUAAUUUCAACGAGAAGGUGCUCAAGGUGACCACGUUGCAUGAGGAACACACUGGACAUGAUCUUAAUGAGGGGCCAGUGGCGAAGAAGGCGAAGCGGUCACCAGAAGCAGUUUCCCCGGCACCAACCCCCAAGCACAAGAAGGAGGAGAUGAAGCAGUCCCCAGCAAGCUCUACAAAAUCCACAGCUACUUCGAACUCGACGGCCACUAGCAGUGCGGCUCCGAUGACGCCUCAGAGCCUCCCUCCUCUACCUUCACUUCCGUCUGUUGGAACCUCCCUGACCCCGUUGAGCUCGUUGUCCAACUUCCCGUCAGCUAACCUGGCGGCCUUCAUGGGCAGUCAAAACCUCGCCGCCAUGCUUGUGCAGCAGCAAAAGGAAAACCUCUUGCUCCCGCCGCCCACUACCGCUUCGAUCCCGACACCAUCGUAUCUCAACUCGCCGGCUCCUCAGCGGCCGUUUGUCAACACGACCAACUUGUUGCAGAAUGCCUAUCAGCAGAAUGCUCUCAUGAGCACAAUGCUCAGCCUGCAGCAUCAAUAUGCUAUGAUGCAGCAGCCGACUCAUGGUCUCAUGGCCCCGUUGAUCCCACCACCAGCUGAGCCGACACCAACGAGUAUGGGAGGGUCCAUCGAGAAUACGCAGCUUAGCUCUGACCCGAUCGUUGAGACAAAGCCGCUGAUUAUCGCUCCGGAAACGAAUCUGGAAAACAUGCAUCUGCCGACGAUCGUCGCCCCACAGCCAAUUCUGCGCCCCAAACCGGCGUUGUACGCUGAUUUUGAUAUUACCGAUCGUAAAGGCGAGGUCCGAAAGACGCUCAACCUGCUCUCGGAAGUCCUUGAAGCCACCGAAGGGCCGGCCCUUCAGCAAAAGCUCGGCUUCCUCUACAAUCUCUACCACUCCUGGAAAACUGAAGUGAUCCCGAAG